UUUCGUUUUCAAACCCAGCUGAAGCCGUUGCAUAUAAGAGUAGGGUAAGUCGUAUUUCUGCUGAGACUAAAAAAGUCAGUCAAUGAAUCAAUAGAUUCUAACAAAUUUUGUGCUAAGUGUGAAGAAAAUAUUUCUUUUUUUUUGCUUUGUGGUUAAAAAAAACACUCAAUCAUGGCUAAUAGAGAUAAAGCAACAAACCAGUUGCUGGAUUAUAAAAAGUCCAUAGGUGACGCAGCGACAACAAUUACGACCAGCUCGGGGGAGCCGAUUGGUAUUAAGGAUGCAGUUCUCACAGUGGGGCCGAGAGGACCUCUUCUAUUCGAAGACUUUCAUUUUCUCGAUGAGCUCGCACAUUUCGAUCGUGAGCGAAUUCCUGAACGUGUGGUCCAUGCUAAGGGCGCUGGAGCUUUUGGAUAUUUCGAAGUUACCCAUGACAUAACAAAAUAUUGUGCAGCAAAAGUUUUUGCAGGUGUGAAUAAACGAACACCAAUUGCUGUCCGUUUUUCCACCGUUGGAGGCGAAAGCGGUUCGGCUGAUACUGUGCGUGAUCCGAGAGGGUUCGCAGUCAAGUUCUACACAGAAGAAGGAAUUUGGGAUCUUGUUGGGAAUAAUACUCCAAUAUUUUUCAUAAGGGAUCCAACAUUAUUCCCAAGUUUUAUUCACACACAAAAACGCAAUCCUCAAACACAUCUCAAGGACCCAGAUAUGUUUUGGGAUUUCUUUGCUCUCCGACCUGAGGCUACACAUCAGUUUGCAAUUCUAUUCUCAGAUAGAGGAAUUCCCGAUGGUUUUCGUCACAUGAAUGGGUAUGGAUCGAAUACCUUUAAAAUGAUAAAUUCCUCCAACGUACCUGUCUACUGCAAGUUUCAUCAUAUAACCGAUCAAGGGAUACGAAACUUGGAUCCCAAGCGUGCUGCAGAAUUGGCUUCAUCAGACCCAGACUACAGCACACGAGAUUUGUUUAAUGCAAUUGCAGAGGGAAAAUUUCCAAGUUGGACAAUGUACAUUCAAGUUAUGACCUUUGAGCAAGCCAAAACCUACAAAUAUAAUCCUUUUGAUGUGACUAAAAUCUGGCCACAUGAGGAUUUCCCAUUGAUUCCGGUUGGAAAAUUGGUGCUUAAUCGAAAUCCUAAAAAUUACUUUGCUGAAGUUGAACAAAUUGCUUUUGCUCCGUCUCACAUGCCUCCCGGCAUUGAACCGUCUCCAGAUAAAAUGCUUCAAGGAAGGCUCUUUUAUGGUGAUACCCAACGCUAUCGGCUGGGAGUGAACUAUUUACAGUUGCCUGUUAAUUGUCCUUAUCGUGUGGCAGUUAAGAACUACCAACGUGAUGGUAGAAUGUGUUUCACGGAUAAUCAAGAUGGAGCUCCAAAUUACUAUCCGAAUUCUUUUGGUGGACCCCAGGAAUCUCUACGUGCUAGAAAUUUACGGGAACGAUUUUCAGUGACUGGAGAUGUAGAUCGUUAUCGUAGUGGUGAUGAGGAUAAUUUCUCACAAGUUACUAAUUUUUGGUUGAAUGUUCUCUCUUGUCAAGAGAGAAGAAGAUUAGUUGAAAAUAUUGCUGCAAGUUUGAUUAAUGCUAAUCCAACUAUUCAAGUGAAGGCUUUGAGUAAUUUUACCCAAGUUCAUCCUGAUUUGGGAGCACAACUUACAAGGGCUCUGAAGCUACUGAGUUCGACUAAAAUGUAAUCAUUAUGUUUAACUUUAUUUAAAUGCAUGUAAUUCGUAUAAUCU
Eupeodes corollae is the source of this 1731-nucleotide messenger RNA. Its product is annotated as catalase-like. The record is from RefSeq and is a predicted model, not a curated record. The transcript has a single exon. NCBI's taxonomy places the organism in Eukaryota, Metazoa, Arthropoda, Insecta, Diptera, Syrphidae. The coding region runs from base 172 to 1686 and encodes 504 amino acids. Gene Ontology annotation, cellular component: peroxisome; mitochondrion; cytoplasm. Gene Ontology annotation, molecular function: heme binding; catalase activity. Gene Ontology annotation, biological process: response to hydrogen peroxide; hydrogen peroxide catabolic process.